Messenger RNA from Symbiodinium sp. CCMP2592, 1086 nucleotides. Lineage: Eukaryota; Dinophyceae; Suessiales; Symbiodiniaceae. The record is from the annotation of a GenBank genome assembly.
AUGCAGUGCAGCAGAUGCUCGAGCAAACGCUGCUCCUUUGACUUCCCGGAGCCCUUGUCGAAGUGCAAACAUCCGCCAAGUGUAUGCUUGACUUGCCUGGAUGAACUCCUGCCGAAAGACAGCAUGCCAGGCAAGUGCUUGGAAUGCGACGAAACUCUGUCCGUGGAAGACAUCGAGAAUAUCAGGAGCUCACUGAAGCAUGGCAACCGCGAGUGUGCCAUCUUCCAUGAGCUUGAUCUGCUACAUCAGAAAGGGGAGCAGGCCAGAAACGAGCAGGCGCCGGCUGGGGCCAGCCAUCAGCCUGAGGAGGGCACUAUUCAGGUUUCGCUUGUGGACGGCACGCGCUAUACACUGUCAGUGGCACGCAGGAUGCGGCUCAGUGAGGUCAAGAGGCGAAUCACAUCGCGCUCUGGCGUGGCGGAAGGCAAGCAGCGGCUUUUCUUCGGUGGACAAGAUCUAGGGGCGAAGGCAAAGGACACCGAUCCGCUGUGGGGAUCGGUCGGAGUGCCUUUCGGACAGGUUGUCCAGCUGGUCAUCAUUAUGUACGAGACGGGGCCCAAUGCUUCUGUGAGGAGGCUCAGCUUCGAGCUCAGCUGGAUGGCACCAGAUUCAAACAGACCGCUCCACCUCAAUGGUACUUGUAUUGUGCUGGACAGCUGGUGCAACGUCAUGGCAAGUGUCGACUUUCGAAGAACGGAUUUUGCAGGCAUCGUUCAUGCAGGAAGGUCUACCAGAUGCAAUCCGAGACAGUUCGUCACUGUGGACACCGCGGGACUUCCAUCUGAGUGCCGCUAUCUCUUCUUCACUCUGAGCGCCUAUGCACCUGGUGGGGUGACUCUUUCGAGCUUCCAGGAUCCAGCAGUACAUUUGCAGAAUGCGGACUCUGGAGAGAUGCUGGCAAGCUACACGCCAAAUCGUCGAUUUGCAGAUGAGGAGGCGAUCGUGCUGUGCUGUGCCGUGAAAGACGAAUUGUCGGUCGACUGGCGGGUGCAGCAGAUUGGCGUGCCAAGUGAUGGCAACUGGAGCUACUAUGGGCCGCUGCACUCCACGGUCUCGAAAAUGGUCUCCGACGGGCAGGUGUUCUGA